AUGAAUUCAUCAUCUCACAUAUCGAUCGGUCUCAUCCUGGAGAUAUUGUCGAGAUUGCCUUCAAAGUCAGUUGCGAGGUUUCGUUGCGUGUCGAAGGAAUGGGCAUCAAUGUUUGGUAGUCCAUAUUUCAAGGAGUUGUUCCUGAGCAUGUCAUCGGCUAAGCCGCGCCUCUUAUUCGCCAUCGCAGAAGACGGCGACGAAAAUGGAAAAGCUUGUUGGAGGUUCUUCUCGUUGCCUCAGCUUGAGAAUCCAUAUGUGAAAUCGUCGUCGACGACACUUGUAGCAGCAACCGACUUUCAUGUGAGAUUCUCUCCAGACGAUCUACUGAUCUAUCAUUCUUAUGACCCCAGAUAUUUUUCAUGCGGCUAUGCCUCAGGCUUGUUCUAUAUCUAUGGUGAUAGAAACCAGGGUAGACCUCUGGUAUGUAACCCCGUCACAGGACGGUAUGCGAUCACACCUUUUCGUUAUACUUACAGAAAGGCGUAUAGCUUUUUCGGGUUUGACCCGAUUGACAAGCAAUACAAGGUAUUGUCCAUUAAAUAUCCAUCUGGUCCUCCUGGUUGUCAUCAUAAAAUUCUUACAUUGGAAGAUGGAGAUAUGACAUGGAGAAGGAUCAAGUGUCCCUUAAGACGGCCAGGUAUUAAGAGUGAUGGCAUAUGCAUCAAUGGGGUUUUGUAUUUCUUAUGUGAGAGAGAAGAACUAUCAUUUGAUUAUGUCAUAGUUUGCUUUGAUGUUAAGUCAGAAAAGUUCACCAUUAUUGACGUAGAAAGGAUUUGUCAAUUGAUAAACUAUAAGGGCAAGUUAGCUCUGAUUUAUUGGGAGGAUGAUGUCGACAUUUAUGAGAUUUGUUAUUACGGGAAGGAUCUCGACCAGUACUUAAAGGAUAACCUUGAAGCUGAUGCAACUAAUGAGUUGCAUGUGUGGGUUCUAGAGGAUGUCGAGAAACAGGAAUGGUCCAAAUAUGCCUACACUUGGACCGAUGAUAGAUUCUUUCGUCGUCACGUUUCCAUCGCUGGAGCGACCGCUUCUGGUGAGAUAGUGUUUUCGAUGCGCACAUAUACAUCUAAACAACCGUUUUAUGUUUUCUACUUCAAUCCCGAAAGGAACACUCUCCAACGUGUUGAAAUCCAAGGUUUUGGUGAAGCGUUUAAGCAACCUUGUAGCGUUCGCACCUUUUUAAACCACAUAGAGGAUCUUGAUGUUAACGAUUUAAAAGUACUCAAGUCAGUCCAUCCUCCAUUGGUGAACCCAAAAUAUAGAGGUACAUUAGAAUCAGAUACAGAAUAUAGAGGAUCAUUGGAGUUAGGUGAAAGCAAUGGUCAUGUCCUUUUGUGCUCUUAA
Camelina sativa (false flax) is the source of this 1341-nucleotide messenger RNA. NCBI's taxonomy places the organism in Eukaryota, Viridiplantae, Streptophyta, Magnoliopsida, Brassicales, Brassicaceae. The record is from RefSeq and is a predicted model, not a curated record.